AUGAAGUUCUUGAAAUUGUUUCUGCUUCUAUCUUUAUCAUUACUUGCCAGCUCAUUAGAUGUUGACAUUACCUCUGAAACAUCUAUUUGCAAUGCCUUGACAACAGUGGUACAGGGUGUUAUCAGUUACUACGAUGGUUAUAGACCUGGUGGUGUCAUCGGAGAGUUUGUAUAUCCAUAUUACUGGUGGGAGGCAGGUGAAGCCUGGGGAGGAUUGGUUGACGUCGUGUAUUUUUGCAACAAUGACACUUGGGAAUCAUUAACUUAUGAUGCUUUAUUGUACCAAAAGGGUGACAAUAGCGAUUAUAUUCCUUCGAAUCAAUCCACCGCUGAAGGUAAUGACGAUCAAGGUUUUUGGGGUAUUGCAGCAAUGGAAGCUGCCGAACGUAAUUUCACCAACCCUCCUAGUGGCACAGCUGGCUGGUUGGCCUUGACUCAGGCUGUUGUGAACACAAUGAUCGCAAGAUGGGACAGCGCCGAUUGUAAUGGUGGUCUCAGAUGGCAAAUCUUCACUUGGAACAACGGUUACAAUUAUAAGAACACCGUUUCCAACGGAUGUCUCUUCCACUUAUCUGCAAGAUUGGCAAGAUAUACCAGUAAUGAUACAUACGUUGAUUGGGCAACCCAAGUCUGGGAUUGGCUCAUGGAUGUUGGCUUAAUUAGCAUCUCUGGUAGUACAUAUAGUGUUUACGAUGGUACAACAAUUGAAAGUUCCUGCAAAACAAUGACAGAAUAUGAGUGGACAUAUAACUAUGGCUUGUUAAUAUCUGGUUGUGCAUAUCUUUACUCAUACACAGGUAAUGCUACUUGGCUAACUCAUAUUCAAGGCUUACUCACCACAAUUGAGAGUAAUUUCUUCAACAAUAGUAUUAUGUAUGAAAGAGCGUGCGAGAGCUCAGGAACUUGUGAUAAUGAUCAAAAAUCCUUCAAGUCGGUGUUUUCCAGAUUCUUGUCUCAAACUGCCAUCCUAGUGCCGGACACUUACGAUACAAUUCGACCAUUAAUUGAAGCUUCUGCUAAAGGUGCAAUGGCAUCAUGUAGUGGAACCGAUUCAUCUACUGGUAGAACAAAUGCAUGUGGUGUGAAGUGGACUCAGGGUUCUUAUGAUGGUAAUACAGGAUUGGGUCAGCAACUAUCGGCAAUGGAGAUUUUGACUAGCUUGUUGGUGACUGCUAACAAGCCUAGUAAUGAUUCAAACUCAACUACUAGUAGUGCAGUCCCAUUAAGUAAUUCCACGGGUGGAACAUCUGAAGGUAAUGCCAAUGCUGGGACAGAUACCACUAAAGAGCUUGCGCAAAAUGAUUUGACAAUCACUACCAAGGAUAAAGCUGGAGCAGCAGUAUUGACAACUGCGGUGUUGGGUAUUGUAUGUGGUGGUGGUUUGUGGAUGUUAUUCUAG
Saccharomycopsis crataegensis is the source of this 1398-nucleotide messenger RNA. RefSeq names its product glycoside hydrolase family 76 protein. NCBI's taxonomy places the organism in Eukaryota, Fungi, Ascomycota, Saccharomycetes, Ascoideales, Saccharomycopsidaceae. Gene Ontology annotation, molecular function: mannan endo-1,6-alpha-mannosidase activity. Gene Ontology annotation, biological process: fungal-type cell wall biogenesis; carbohydrate catabolic process; budding cell bud growth. The transcript has a single exon. The coding region runs from base 1 to 1398 and encodes 465 amino acids. The record is from RefSeq and is a predicted model, not a curated record.